AUGGCAGAAAAUAAAGAAAUUAUUUUAAAGAAAGAUGUUGAAAUUCCAUAUUAUGAGAUAUAUGAUAACAUCGAUGAUGAAUCUGAAAUAGUUUCACAAGAAAAAUCUGUAUUAGGAGGUGAUUUAAUAACUACUACAGCAAUAUUUAAUGAUAUUCUUUUUCCUGAUAAUAAAAAGAGAUUUAUAAGAGCAAGUGAAUUACAAAAUGAUAUUAGUUUAUACACGAUCGAACUUGUUGAAAAAAAAGGAAAAUUAGAUUUUCAACUUGAAAAAUUAAAAGAAAAAUUAGAUCAUAUAACAAAUCAACUCAAUAUUCCUAAAAUUACUUAUGUAAAAAAGGAAUUCUAUGAAAAUACCACUCUAUGGUUACCUAUAACAAUAGAAUUUAUUGCUGAUUUUAAAAUAUUUCAAAGAGUUUACCAUCAUGCAAAAGAAUUUUGGGACUGGAAAUUAAAACCUAAAAAAGGUGGUAAAAUUUACAUUAUUCCUGAUAAACCAGAAGUUCGACCUACCGCUCCAGAAGUUCCUAAUUCAGAAAUUCCUGGUCCUUCAAAUAUUUACCCACAAGUUCCUGAUCCAUCAAAUCCUUAUAAGCCAACUACAGUUCCUAAUCCCCCAGAAAACAUUCCAAUUCCAGAAAAAAUUCCAAUUCCACCCGGACCAGAAAAGGGAAUUUUUAAAAAAAUAUGGUUUAAAUUCAGAUGGAAUAAAAAAAUUUUUGCUAUUGUAGUAAGUAGUCUAAUCACUGUGAUUGCAGCUGUUGGUGUUGACUUAAUAAUCAGUUCAUAUAAUGGUGCUGAAAGAAGAAAAGAAAUGUGA
Molecule: messenger RNA, 819 nt
Organism: Dentiscutata erythropus
Lineage: Eukaryota; Fungi; Glomeromycota; Glomeromycetes; Diversisporales; Gigasporaceae
Source: the annotation of a GenBank genome assembly